AUGCCAGAACAACGCCGAGAAGCAUUCAUCAAAAGGGAUACCAAUGAAACUAAGAUACAGAUUGCCAUUAGCUUAGAUGGAGGGCCAGUUACUAUACCUCACUCUAUUCUUCCUAAAAAGGACCAACAAGAAGAUCAUGCUGCUCAAUACACUGGAGGACAGCAGAUCAACAUUCAAACAGGUAUUGGAUUUCUUGAUCACAUGUUCCAUGCUUUGGCCAAGCAUUCAGGCUGGUCUUUGCUUAUCGAGUGUAUUGGAGACUUGCAUAUAGACGAUCAUCACACAAGUGAGGAUGUUGGUAUUGCGUUGGGACUUGCGUUAAAUAAGGCAUUGGGUCCAAUCAAAGGCGUAAAGAGAUUCGGUCAUGGAUACGCGCCAUUAGAUGAAGCUUUGAGCAGAGCAGUCGUUGAUUUAUCCAAUAGACCGUAUGCAGUAAUUGAUUUGGGCUUGAAGAGAGAAAAGAUUGGUGAAUUGUCAACAGAGAUGAUUCCUCAUGUAUUGGAGAGUUUUGCACAACUGGCUUCUAUUACCAUUCAUGUCGAUUGUUUGAGGGGCUUCAAUGAUCACCACAGAGCUGAAAGUGCAUUCAAAGCGUUGGCUAUUGCGAUUAAGGAGGCAACUUCAAAAACUGGUAAAGACGAUGUUCCUAGUACUAAGGGUGUCUUGUCGUGA
Lodderomyces orthopsilosis Co 90-125 is the source of this 672-nucleotide messenger RNA. It is a transcript of the gene HIS3, whose product is annotated as imidazoleglycerol-phosphate dehydratase. The record is from RefSeq and is a predicted model, not a curated record. The coding region runs from base 1 to 672 and encodes 223 amino acids. Gene Ontology annotation, biological process: L-histidine biosynthetic process. NCBI's taxonomy places the organism in Eukaryota, Fungi, Ascomycota, Pichiomycetes, Serinales, Debaryomycetaceae. Gene Ontology annotation, molecular function: imidazoleglycerol-phosphate dehydratase activity. The transcript has a single exon.